AUGUCUAUUUUGAAAGAUGCAAUUACGAAGCUUCACACCGAGGCGUCGUUUAUGGAGCUUGCGAGUGAAUUAGGCCUACGAGAUCCGUUAGCUUGUGAGGAGACAGCUAUUGUUGAGGGUACUCCGGUAGCUCGAUGGCUUUAUGAAAAAUGCAGCCUUCGCGCAAAUAUUGAAGAAAUGCGCUUCGACGUUGGAGAUGAAUUCGCUGGCAGAAGGAAGCCGAAGCUUAUAUUCAUGACACGAGAGCCUAGGAAGUAG
Molecule: messenger RNA, 258 nt
Organism: Daldinia loculata
Lineage: Eukaryota; Fungi; Ascomycota; Sordariomycetes; Xylariales; Hypoxylaceae
Exons: 2
Coding region: 1-258 (85 amino acids)
Source: RefSeq, a predicted model, not a curated record